AGUUCCGACGAUUGCCAGCUACGGACGUCGGAUGCCUCCCCUGCUUCAACUGUUGCUGCUUCUUGCCGCAUCUCUCAUACGAGAUAUGCGUUGCCUGAGACUGAAGAUGGUGCAGGUACCAGAGUCCAUAACUGUGGGUGAAGUGGCGAGACUUGUAUGCGUAUUUGACGAAGAGCAGGAUGUCUUAUAUUCCGUCAAAUGGUACAAAGAUGACGUCGAGUUUUUCCGAUUCCUGCCAAACGACAGACCAUCCAACCAAAACUUCGAAAUCGGAGAUGUCGAAGUCGAUAUGAGUCGUUCUUCGAAUGGUACAGUCUAUCUAAAGAACACUCAGAUGUCAGCAGAAGGAAACUACAGGUGUGAAGUUUCAGCAGAUGCACCGUCCUUUCAAUCUAUAUCACUCGAAAAUUUCAUGAAAGUACAAGACAGACCUCCAGUAGUCGAGAACUUUGCUCAACGGUUAAAUUUUCCUAAAAGGACAAUGGGUUCGCUACUGUUUAUUGUCACUUUCCUGUGCCCUUAAAAGGCUUAUCAUGUGGUCGAAUAAAACCUUUUGUGCCUCAUGAUGACGUAGAAUAUCUUCCUUUAAACAACAAGAAAAUGACUCAUGUCUGCAUUGCUCCGCUUUCAUCAAGUUCGUCGAAUUGAUGCUCAACUUCACGAGUCGAAAAUCAGCAAAGAAAAUUUGGCAGAUGAAGGCAGGAAAAGAAAGAUGUUUUUUCCCAAACGAUAAUAAAAAAAACACAAGGUCAUCGUUUCAUUUUAAUGUAAUACUAUUUUUUUUAUUUAGUUUUUGUUACGGAAGGUAAUACUUUUUUCUAAGUGACAAAGAACUCCACGAUUGAUAAACUGAUUCAGCGCUUUAAAUGUAAACAUUUUUAUGAGUUCGUUAGUCGAAUUUUCUACUGUUCUCGCUAGCAUGACUAAGGCAUCAUAUUUGGAAAAUAAAGUGCGUGUUUUUUUCACGACUUUAAAAAAAAUUAUUAGAGCAACCACAUUUACUAAUACCAUAACUAAAUGAACUGAAAUGAUCCUCGAGAAAGAAUAUUUCGCUUAAAGAACUCAAAUGCAUAAAAUUACAAUUUCAAAAAUCAUUUUCUUGUAUCGUCUGCUGCGUGAUAUAAAUCAAAAUAAUUUUAAUAACUAAAUUCGAAGCUCAAAACUUAAUGAGAGUUUUCAAAUACGAUUUGCUUUCUAACUGGAGUAAAUUUAACUAAAUGAACUGAAAGAAGCCUCAAGAAGGAAAAUUUCGCUUUAAUUACUACAUUUUAUAUAAAAUGCUUAUUCAACUGUAAUUAUUAUAGUGUUACCUUAAUCUAUGGCCUAUUUCUUGUGCCAUAACAUCGAAUAUUUAAAAAAAAAUUGUUUGUAUUCUUUUGUGAUCAUUACUAACAUGGAUACAAAAUCGUGGAAAAUGUAUAAAAGUUAGAUGCAAAUUAUAGAAUAUGUAAAUAAGAGUGCCAAUAAAGAAUUUAAAUCGCC
Parasteatoda tepidariorum (common house spider) is the source of this 1482-nucleotide messenger RNA. RefSeq lists its product as uncharacterized. Lineage: Eukaryota; Metazoa; Arthropoda; Arachnida; Araneae; Theridiidae. The record is from RefSeq and is a predicted model, not a curated record.